Molecule: messenger RNA, 3129 nt
Organism: Trichoplusia ni (cabbage looper)
Lineage: Eukaryota; Metazoa; Arthropoda; Insecta; Lepidoptera; Noctuidae
Product: MICOS complex subunit Mic60-like
Exons: 18
Coding region: 930-2996 (688 amino acids)
Biological process (GO): cristae formation
Cellular component (GO): MICOS complex
Source: RefSeq, a predicted model, not a curated record
AGUGGAAGAAGAGUGGGGAGGCCUUUGCCCAGCUAUUAGACAUUCCAGGCUAGUAUAUCUAUUAUAACUCAUGAGCAAGAAAUUCUGAAUUUAAGCAUCAGAAUUUGUUCUGUAAUGAGAUAAGGAAAGUUUUCGUGAGAGAUUCCUGAAACAUAUUUCAAACGACGUGCAAAAUUGUCGAUUUUUGUAGGGUGUAAAUUAUAAUUGCCAAAAAAAGAGUUGAAACAACCAACAUCGAUAGUUUUAAAGUACAUUUUCGAGUGCCAUACAACGUUCUUCGAACUGUUCUGGGCUUUGCCACUAACGGACCCAAAAUUCAACUCAACAUCUUUGAAAACGUGAAAACGACAUUACAGUGGCGGCAGGAGGCAUCCCUUUUAAACCUCUGCGAAUAAAAUAGAGAGACACGUCAAACUUAUAACACCCCGUUAUAAGUUUGACGUGUCUAAUUGUGGCAUCACAUCUCCAUAUGGGAUAAAUCCAUUUCUCAAGUGAGAGUAUCAGUGUUAUUUACAUGUCUGUUUUCGCAAUUCUGUUAAACAUGAUUUGUCAUGUGGUUUAUUAUCGAGGAUUUAAACAUUUAUGGGGUGGAUUUUUAUCCUUUUGCAUCUGUUCUACUCUAUCAGUAUCUACACCCAACAUCCAUGACUACACUCGCCUUAUCUAACAAGACCUCAACUUUCUAGACUACAAUCUCUAAAGGUUUAAUGUCUUCAGAAAGAGUUUUAUUUAGAUUCUCUUUGUUCUUCUUUAAUUUUAUGAUAAAACUGGCAGAUCUAGAAAAAUAAAGUCGAGACUUCAACACACAUUAUACGACAAAAGUUUAGAGUCAUAAUGAGAACUGUCAAAAGAAAUUAAAAUAAUAUCACAACAUCAUUGAAAUCAAAAUUUCUUUCGACAUCAAACCAUAACAAAUCGUUAGAUAAAUAAUGUUUAGAGCAACGUCCUACAUUUUGACUGUGAGGACACUUUUUUACCGCCGCCAUCCUUCAGACUUCCAAAUAGCGUCGAUCUCUCGUUUCCCAACUAGCUUCAAGUACAAGAACCCCAGAGAGCGGGAACCAUGUCCCUUGCCCCCGCCCCCGCCACCACCGCCGCCGAAAGACGAUUCCCUCUUCUGGGGGGCAGUGACUAUAUUGUUCUUAGCUGGGGGGCUUUGUGUUUAUGCCAGGGGCUCACCAGAAAUUCGUGAUUGGUUAACAAUAAACGCACCAUGGUUCGACGACCUUAUAGCUGUAUUGUUCCAAGAAAACAUGACUUAUGGCGAGUUCGCCAUCACCUGCAUCGAGGACACGAAGAAAUUCAUCGCCAGUCUGACUGCCGAUGAGAAGCCGAAGAAGUGCUCCCUCGAUGGGACACCAAUACUUAACUACGAUGUGCCCAAUGAAUCUGAAGUCGCACCAAAAGAAGAGGAAGAGGAAGAAAAUGCGUUGACGUGCGAACCCUCGCCUCCUCCGGUGGUCACCCAAGACAUUUGCGAAAUCGAUAAAUGUAUAAAUGACUACGGCGAAGAAGUUCUCAAUAAUUACAACACUGCUAGAGAUGCGUGCGCUUAUUACAAUGCGUUGGUCGAAGAAACGAUGCAAAAGUUUUCGUUUGCUGGAAUGAAGGCUUUACGUAAUGCGAUGGAAGAGAGAAAGAAGCUCAUUGAAGUGUCUCUGGCCAACGCCUCAUGCGCCACGAGUAAACUCGAUGAGAUGGUGCGUUAUCUUGACUGCGGGGUACAGGCCUCUAAGGAUCAGAUAGAGAACUCCAAGGCCAUCAACAGGGAUUUCCACGACAGAUUCAAGGUGGCCUUCAUGGAGUACCAAUGGGAGAACGAUCGAUCCAUCGUAUUGGAUGCGCAAUGGCAGACCGUGGAAGAAGUUGUUGACAAAUACACAUCAGAAAAUGAAGGCAUGUUCCCGGGACUGAAGUAUAGUGCCAAGAAGCCGGUUAUCAACGGAGACCUCGAUGUCUUAUUGUAUAACAGUUACAGAUAUAUACAUCAGCUGAAUGGCGAGUUGCAGGAUACCGCUGAAGCAAUGACCGAACGUAUCAACCGUGCACUCGAUAUGUUGCCAAAAGAAGAGGAUGCUUUAAAAGCUAGAGGCGCAGCUCUAGAUGCAGCUAUCAAAAGGAGGAGAGGUGAAGUAGAUGCCGAGUUCAAGAGGAGGGAGGACGAUAUGAAAGCAGAUAACGAUAGAAUAUUGAAGAACCUAACUAAGAAGCAAAUGGAUAAACACGAGGAUACCCUCAAUGCGCGACUGGAACAGAUGGAAGAGGAGAUUUCGGCCAAAUUCGACGGAAUGGUAGCAGACAAAGUGGAUGCUGAGAAGAGGAUGUUCGCGGUACAAUUAGAAGAAAUGGCUCUAAAACUAUCAAAACUUGAGGCAAAAUUAGACGCUCGCAUGAAAGCGGAACGCGAGACUCGACGUUCGCAAGAGCUGUGGACAGCCGGCGCUUCCCUGCUGGAGGCAACCAAGAAGGGAGAUCCGAUAGUCAAAGUUGAUAAAGAACUGAAAGCUAUUGAGAAGGCAUCGGGUGGUAAGGACAAGUUGGUAACAACUGUCCUGAAGUCUAUACCCCCCCAUGUGCGCGAGAGCGGCGUCGUCCCGGAGAGCGUGCUACGCGAAGGAUUCAUCUCAAUGGAAAAGGUUGCCCGGAGUGUGGCGCUGGUCGAGCAGGAUGGUGCUCGGAUGCCGGUCUACAUACUGUCAUGGCUACAGGGCCUGCUGUUAUUCAUGAAGGUAUCGGGAAUACCACAACAAGAGUUCGACAAACCGCCCGAAGAGCCCCCAAAACAUUUAGAUACGUUUGAUUUGUUGCAACGUGCAAAAUUCUGGAUGGACCAAGGUAACUUGGCCAACGCAGUUCGCCACAUCAGUUCGCUGCGGGGCGCGUCGCGGGCCGCCGCUCAGAAGUGGUACGAGGCGGCCAGCGCGCAUUUGGAAGUGCGGCAAGCAGCUGAGGCAGUUCUAGCACAUGCCGCUGCCAUGGGACUGCAGUAUAUUUGAAGUAAAUGGAAUCAAAACCUGUGGAUGUUGUUGUCGAGAGGGAAAUUAAUGUGAUAUUGCGGCUAAUCAUUAUAGUUGUUUAUUAGAAUUUUACACUUUAAAUUGUUAUGGUUUAUUAAAAAAAUUGUAAAUA